Aspergillus oryzae RIB40 is the source of this 1089-nucleotide messenger RNA. RefSeq lists its product as uncharacterized. Lineage: Eukaryota; Fungi; Ascomycota; Eurotiomycetes; Eurotiales; Aspergillaceae. Gene Ontology annotation, biological process: lipid biosynthetic process. Bases 1 to 1089 code for a protein of 362 amino acids. The transcript is spliced from 3 exons. The record is from RefSeq and is a predicted model, not a curated record.
AUGUUUCAGGAGGUAGAUUGUGAUGAUCUCAGUGGGCUACUCGAUAUAAAGCAGAUCUAUAUUCAAAACAAAUCUCAACUGGGCACCGGCAACUUCUUCAUGCAACUUCUUCCCCGGGUGACAAUGCUCCUGCAGCCCUCGAAUGACCCUCAAAAUGCCCGGCGCUACAUUUCCUCCCAUUACGAUGAUUCUGACGAGCUGUUUGCAAACUUUCUUUUUCCAGACAUGAACUAUUCCUGUGCCCAUUGGAGCGGGGAUCCCGAUGAGGCCUUAGAGUCAGCACAAAAGCGAAAGGUCCAGCGCCUACUACAGAAAGCUCAGAUAUCAGUCGACCAACACGUUCUCGAAAUUGGUUGCGGAUGGGGAGAUGUAGCCAUCACUGCUGCUCAAACUACAGGAUGUCGAGUGACAGCACUGACCUUAUCCGAUAACCAGAAGAGAAUUGCAGAGAAAAGGGUCAAAGAAGCCGGACUGGAGGAACGUGUUCGAAUCCUUCUUCAAGAUUACCGAUCUGCAACUGGACCUGAAACUAAUGGAGGGUACUAUGAUCGCGUAAUUUCGAUCGGGAUGUUCGAGCACGUCGGUGCAGAAUACCUAGAUGAGUAUUUCCGCGUCAUCAGCUCUCUACUUCAUCCCGGCCAUGGUGUUAUGGUCAUCGAUGGAAUUACCAUGACGCACAAGAUGCGCCAGUCCAAAUCCAGUGUACCGACCUUUAUCGACCGAUACAUCUUCCCCGGGGGUUACCUCCCGACCAUCCAUGCUCUCCUGGGCGCGAUACACAAUGGAUCAAAUGGUGAGUUGGAAGUUACCUCAGUUAUGAACAUUGGACCACAUUAUGGCAAGACGCUUUUAGCUUGGAGAGACAACUUCCUUCGGAAUUGGGAGAUUAUCGAGACAGCGUUCCGGACAGCACAGCCUGAUGCAUCCGAUGAGAAUGUAGAAGCAUUCCGUCGGAAAUGGUUGUAUUAUUUCAUCUACUGCGAGGCAGGCUUCCGCCUGAGGCUGUUAGGUAAUUGCGUUGUUGUUGCGGCGAAGACACCAGAGUUGAGCAUUGAGUACGACGAGACUCUUGGGGAGAUGUUGCAAUAA